AUGGCUUCGCAAGCAGAUUACAAGGAUCGCCAGUUCCUGGCUGUUAUUGGCGAUGAAGACUCCGUAACUGGUCUUCUUCUUGCAGGAAUCGGCCAUGUAACCACAGGUGCCGAUGCCCAGAAGAACUUCCUUGUUGUUGACGGCAAGACCGACACAUCUGCCAUCGAGGCUGCAUUCGACCGAUUUACUGAGGACCGCAAGGACAUUGGCAUCGUGCUCAUUAACCAACACAUCGCGGAGCGAAUCCGACACCGUAUCGAUACCUACACCGCGGCUUUCCCUGCUGUCCUAGAGAUUCCAAGCAAAGAUCACCCCUAUGACCCUGAGAAGGAUAGUGUGUUGAGACGAGUGCGACGCCUGUUUGGAGAGUAA
Fusarium pseudograminearum CS3096 is the source of this 372-nucleotide messenger RNA. RefSeq lists its product as uncharacterized. NCBI's taxonomy places the organism in Eukaryota, Fungi, Ascomycota, Sordariomycetes, Hypocreales, Nectriaceae. Bases 1 to 372 code for a protein of 123 amino acids. Gene Ontology annotation, biological process: proton transmembrane transport. The record is from RefSeq and is a predicted model, not a curated record. Gene Ontology annotation, cellular component: fungal-type vacuole membrane; proton-transporting V-type ATPase, V1 domain. The transcript has 4 exons. Gene Ontology annotation, molecular function: proton-transporting ATPase activity, rotational mechanism.